UGUCAGUCGCCGGAAGCUCUGCACAUAAAUCGGUCAUUUCCUCCUCCUCUCUCUUCGUCGUCUCGUUUUAAAAGCCAUCCCCCAGAAGGAAAGGGCUCGAGUUUAUGCUUUUAUCGUCGUUUUGUGGAACAUGCGGGACGUUUUCUUGCCGGAGUUCAGCGCCCCGGACAGGAGAGCCUCUCUUAGGACCCUGGUCUGACUGCAGCCACCAUGAGGUGACGAUUGGGACAUCUUGUUCUUUACCUCACCGGGACACAUGGCAAGGAUCACGUUGUCCUGCCUGCCAGCCUCCUGGUACUGCAGCGUGUCCUUGCUGUCUCUGAACUGUGCCACCAAGCAGAGGCUCCUCUUCCUGCUGCUGCUCUUCAUCACCUCAGUUCUCCUGCUGGCAACCUACCAGAGGCAGCUGUGGGGACCCCAGCGUCAGCCGGGGGCCCAGGUCAACAAAUACCUCUCCAUCGUGGAGUCCAUGGAAGCCACUGAUGUCCUCGACCCCGCCCUGAAUUAUGGCAUUGUGGUGGACUGUGGCAGCAGUGGCUCCAGGGUUUUUGUGUACUACUGGCCCCCGCACAACGGGAACCCUCACACGCUGCUGGACAUCAAACAGAUGAGGGACAGUGACCGUACACCCGUGGUCAAAAAGAUCAAACCCGGCAUUUCCACUCUGGCAAACACACCAACACAGGCCAGCGACUACCUGGAGCCUCUCCUCAGCUUCGCUGCUGCUCACGUGCCAACAAGCAAACAUAAAGAGACGCCGCUCUACAUCCUCUGUACUGCUGGCAUGCGGCUGCUGCCUGAGAGCCAGCAGGCAGCCAUCUUGGAGGACCUGGUGACGGACGUUCCUCUGGAGUUUGAUUUCCUGUUUUCCCGUUCACACGCUGAGGUCAUCUCUGGGAAACAGGAAGGAGUGUAUGCAUGGAUUGGCAUUAAUUUUGUCCUCGGACGCUUCGAUCAUCCUGAUGAGGAGGAUGCCACAGUUGAGGUGACGACGGGGUCGGAACACCAGCCGCCAAUCAGCAGGCGCCGCACGGUGGGCAUCAUGGAUAUGGGCGGAGCCUCCCUUCAGAUAGCCUAUGAGGUGCCCAGUGCCAUCAGCUUCAGCUCGCCACAAGAGGAGGAGGCAGGAAAGAGCGUUCUUGCAGAGUUUAACCUUGGCUGCGACGUCGAGCAGACACAGCAUGUUUACCGAGUAUAUGUCACCACCUUCCUGGGCUUCGGAGGAAACAUGGCCAGGCAGCGCUACGAGGACCAGCUGGUCAACAGCACACUGGCCAAAAACAGGUUUCUGACCACAGAGACGGGUCUGAGCGAGGAGAAGCCCUACCUGGACCCCUGUCUUCCAGUCGGCAUGUCUGACACGGUCACCCGGGGCAACCGCACCUUGUACCUGAGGGGUCAGGGUGACUGGAGCCGGUGUCAGGAGGCAGUACGGCCCUUCCUGGGCCUCCACAAUGGCACCAUGUCUCCACAAGGCAUUUACCAGGCUCCAAUCAACUUCAGCAACAGCGAGUUCUACGGUUUCUCCGAGUUCUACUACUGCAUGGAGGACGUUCUGAGGAUAGGAGGACAGUACAACAGUAAUAAAUACACUCAAGCUGCAAAGGACUACUGCAGCACAAAGUGGUCGACCCUGAAACAGCGUCUGGACAAUCAGCUGUUCUCUCAGCAGGCUGACAUUAGCAGGCUCAGGUAUCAGUGCUUCAAGUCAGCGUGGAUGUUUGAAGUCCUGCACUCUGGCUUCCGUUUUCCCUCCGACUACCCGAGCCUGAAAACGGCCCAGCUGGUUUACGACAAGGAGGUCCAGUGGACCCUGGGAGCCAUCCUGUUCAAAACCCGCUUCCUUCCUCUCAGGGAUCUGCAGCAGGAGACGCUGCGGCAGGGCCACCCCGGCUGGCUGCGGCCCUCCUUUGUCUACAACCACCACCUGUUCUCGCUCUGCCUCUUGGUGGUGGUCCUGGCCAUCCUGCUCUACAUCCUGCGCCUGCGGAGAAUCCACCAGCGGGAGCUGCGGCAGGUGGAGGUGCUGGAUCUCCUCUGGGUCGAAGAGGGAGAGGCGUUGCUGCCCUGAGAGCCGCGCCGCGCCGGGCCGACUGGACGUCCUCCAGCGUGUUGAACUCCAGUGUUUUCAGCUCUUACAGCUGCAGAAUGUGAGAGUCCAGGAAACAUGACGGGAAGUGCACCGCAGGAGUGGUCGGAGAGUCUUGAUCUGAGAGGAUCCAAAGCCUAAUGAGCCCAGAGACCAAACCUAUCUGUAUAUUCUAAUGUUUGUGCAGCAAAUGUUGGACAGGUCCACUUUCUCCUCGGUCACCCUGGAUGGACAGAAUCACUGUGUACAAGUGCAUCAAAGUCAAAACAUUUCUGCUCACAAGUUUACAUCCACUCAUCAGGGUGAAAGGCAUUGACCUUAAGCUGUUAAUCAGGCAUUUAAGUCAUUUUUUUGGGUUGUCUGAACUAACGCAGGACUUGUGACUGUUUGGAACAAAACAUUUUCACUGUUUCAAACGUGUUGCAAUUGUUGCUUUUAAAACCUGCUGAAGUUGUAUCGUCAUUCCAUGUCAAGAAAAAAGAGCAGCUCAAAUCAUAAAGUCCAAAAUAAACGUGCAUGUGAGUAAUGAGUGGAUGUAAACUUCUGACCACAUGUGACUUUACAACAGCUCCGUCCACCAUGGUCUAAAGGACAGCACUGACUCUUAUUGGCUGGCUCUGGGCUUGUUUUAAGCAGCACCAAAGUGAGCUAAAACUAGGACUAGCUGCUGUAAUGGUGAGGAGGAUGGGUCUGGCAUGUUCAGUCACAAAAGUUUUUAUUCAUGUACAGAGUCGGAGCUAGUCGUUUACAAGUCUGUUCUAACCUGGAGUGGACCUUUUUUAUUUUGUUUUAGCCAAGAAACGUAUUCAUCAGCCAUCAUUUCAUCAAUGCAACGAUUGCAUCCGGACAUUCUUCUGACACCAAAUGUGAAGCAGCUGCCGUCUAUCUGGAACCCGACUUUUCUUUCCCUCUAAUCCUCAGCGAUGAGAACGCUGGCGACAGAAAAGCUGAGGAGGCUUUGGACAUCUAAAUCGGAUUUCCUCAAAAGCUAGAGGACGUCUGCUGACCUCGGAUACUUGAAUGCCGCUGUUGUCCUUCCAAGCCCCCCCCCCCCCCCUUCCUUGUCUAUUUCAUUCAGAACAGUGUCUGACCCUAGAAGCAUUUCAGUACAAAACCCAGAUCUGCCCAGUUUCUGGAAACAGAACAAAGCCCUGGAGGCUGGAUUUAAAGGGGUAGUUGUGAUUUUUUUUUUUUUUUUUUUUUUUUUUUAAGUGAGGUUGUUUUCUAAACUGGCUGACAUCUCAUUGACGGUAGAUAUCUAUCUUGGAGUCUGCUUUUAGUGUAAAUCCCGAUUAAUUGGUCCUGAAGGCUGAAGCUAGAGGCUGAUCCAAUUGGACCAAGACCAAAUCAGACUUUUACCAGCUUUAAAUCCCUCCACCAUUUUCCAACACUUCAAACCCUCACCAUGUUUACGUUACCCAGAAGCUGAUGGUCAUCUGCAUCAGAGCUGGCUGUAGGUGCGUCACCGCUGACCUUCCUGAGAACAGAACAUGUAGUUUCUAGUUUCCUGUCAGAGUAACUGUCUGACAGGAAACUAAAGCGGUAUAAAUAGCAAACAUAUUACUGCUGAUAUGGUCAUUGCUAUAUUAUUGCUUUUUACACAACUUUUCUAUCAGACAGUAACAGAGUGGAACACACUUUACAUGUUGACCCCUCAGUACGUGUUUCACACAGGAAGAUCACUGGUGAUGCACCGCCUCUCACUUUCACUUCCUGUGUCAAGGAUCAGAGGCGUCUGUUCUAACCUUCCAAUCUAAAGGUGAAAAUUAUUUAAAGGUUCGUCCAGCAGUGAAAUCUGCUUUGGUCUUGCACCGCCUCAGAGUAGUUGGCGUUAGCCCCCAGUACCAACUGAUCUGGGUUUAUAGACCCCAACAGAGUUCCCUAUGACGGUCAGAUGCUAACCUUUCAACAGAACCUCAGUUAAAACUAUCCCUUUAAGCAGAUGCUCCAAGUGCUGGGUGGGGAACAGGUCUGUGGCACCACAGGGACCAUAUUCAACCUUUUUAUUUAGGGAAAAUGAGCCUUACCCUCAGGAAAGAGUGUUCUCCAGUCUUCAUAUGGACUGCAUUCCGUUGUGUACAAUGAAGCUAGUGUUGUGCUAUGUGACAGGUGGGAAGCCAUGAUAUAAACAUGUGACUAGAAACGCUGCAAGAAACGUUUUGAUCUCCCAGAGGCAGAACUGGACUUUCCUUCUGUCCUUUUAAAAGAACCUGUUUGUUUUCUCUCAGAAACUGGGGGAAUGAUUCAUGCAGAUGAUGACCCUGUUGUUUCAGCCAUUUCUGGUUCCAGAGUGAAUGUGUUUGUUGAAGGACCGCUCGAACCAGAAACUGUUCUUCGGUACACCACGCAGAUUCUGAAGUGUUCUUGUCAAACUGCCACUGUCUGUUUGAAAGGUUUUUCUAUCUAACAUCAUCCUGAAGAGGAUUUUGGGAUUUCUCUGCUUCUGUGAUGUUUCUCCUCCCAAAGGACCAUUCUUUUUCACGCCUGGGCAUUGUGCAAUUUUAGACUAAUUCACUGCAAGGAGGAAGUUGUUUUUAAUUGAGGAAACCAUGUGAACUAAAACAUUUCCAAUCCAAUAAAAAGAGAUGGAAACUGGU
Messenger RNA from Fundulus heteroclitus (mummichog), 4686 nucleotides. Its product is annotated as ectonucleoside triphosphate diphosphohydrolase 7. Bases 257 to 2071 code for a protein of 604 amino acids. The record is from RefSeq and is a predicted model, not a curated record. Gene Ontology annotation, biological process: nucleoside diphosphate catabolic process. Gene Ontology annotation, molecular function: nucleoside diphosphate phosphatase activity. Gene Ontology annotation, cellular component: membrane. NCBI's taxonomy places the organism in Eukaryota, Metazoa, Chordata, Actinopteri, Cyprinodontiformes, Fundulidae. The transcript is spliced from 14 exons.